AUGUCCAACAACGCCGUCGGAAACGUCUAUGACAACAUCAUCACCGAAGUCAUCAAUUCUUCGCGUGUCGAUUUCGAGGAAGGAGGUGUUGACGAGUCUGUGCUCGAGGAACUGAAGAAGGGCUGGCAGGAAAAGCUCUCUCAACUCGAGGUAGCCAGCUUCCCAUGGGAUCCUAAGCCGGAUGCAGCGCCGCCCGCAGCUCCUCAACCCGCGCCCGUCCAGCAGCCGCCGCCCCAAGCAGCCCCGUACUCCCAAGCUCAGCUCAGUCCUCAGCCACCUCUGCCCGGCGUGCCGCUUCCCGGACCCCAGGUCGGCCAACCUGCCGUGAAGGAGGAGCCUUACAUUAAGCCCGAGCCUGGCUUGCAGAAUGUGACCCUGCCGCCGUCUCAACAGGACGCUCAAAGCAACCAGGCUGCGUACCGCGCCGCGCAGCACAUCCGUGGACAGUUUGGCGAAAAGGGUGCCGGCUCGAUUAGCGCCAUCCAGUCAUCCGCUACGAAUAGGCCUGCUGGUCAACCCCCUCUCCCGCAACUGCCUGGUCAGCCCGCCCAGCAGCAACAAUACCGCCCACCCCAGCAGCCAGGCCAACAGCCUCCCACGAGCAACGGCCAGCCUGGUGUGAACCCCUCGCAGACCGACGGAGCGGAUGACGACUACGAUAUCGAGGGCGUUUUGAUGCAGCGCCGUGCUGAUGGCACCGAGCGCGAGCUUGGCCGUGUUGAUAUCGACCGCAUGAUCCACAAGCAGAUUGCUGCCAGAGCAAAGAGCAUGGAAGGUGGUGGACUGAUGCUGCCCCUCAAGGAAGCUACGAAACACAAGGCUGCUGCAACCUCUCGUUCCAAGGGCAAGGAACACGGUGUUGCGCCCUACGACGGCUAUGACGACGACGAGCUUGACGAAGACGCCAUCAAUUCUGAUCUUGACGACCCGGAUGAAGACAAGGAUGACGACGAAGUUGACGACGAGGGUCUGGGCCACAUCAUGCUCUGCAUGUACGACAAGGUUCAGCGCGUCAAGAACAAGUGGAAGUGUGUUCUGAAGGACGGCGUACUCACUGUCAACGGCAAGGAGUACGUUUUCCACAAGGCCACCGGCGAGUACGAGUGGUAG
Molecule: messenger RNA, 1110 nt
Organism: Colletotrichum karsti
Lineage: Eukaryota; Fungi; Ascomycota; Sordariomycetes; Glomerellales; Glomerellaceae
Product: transcription factor IIA
Exons: 1
Coding region: 1-1110 (369 amino acids)
Biological process (GO): transcription initiation at RNA polymerase II promoter; transcription by RNA polymerase II
Cellular component (GO): transcription factor TFIIA complex
Source: RefSeq, a predicted model, not a curated record